CCGCGCGCGCACCUGCUAUGGAGUCCCAGUGCGACUACUUCAUGUAUUUCCCGGCCGUGCCCUUCCCGGCGCGGGAGGUGCUGCUGGGCGAGCCAGGGCGCUACCGGGCGCUGCCGCGGCGCAACCACCUUUACCUGGGCGAGACGGUCCGCUUCCUGCUGGUGCUUCGCUGCCGGCCGGGGGGCGCCGGUGGGGAGGGUGGCGGGAGGGCGCCCUGGGGGGAGUUGGCCGGGUCCCUCUCUGCCCUGGCCAGCGUUAGCCCCGGAGCCAGCCUGGGCAGCGAGGCGACGCUGGGCGGAGACCCCGAGCCUUCCCGCGAAGACGACGAGGACGCGGCCCCCGGGAGCCUCUUCCGCGAAUGCCGGGCCUUGCUGACCCACGGCCAGGGGACCCCCGGGAGACCCGCCGCAGGAGUGCCCAUGGAAGAGCCCAUCGUGUCCACGGACGAGGUCAUCUUCCCCUUGACCAUCUGCCUGGACAAGCUGCCCCCAACCACCGUCAAGGCCAAGAUCGUGGUGACGGUUUGGAAGCGGGACCAGGAGAAGGCGGAGGUGCGGGAGCGGGGCUACCUCAGCAUCCUGCAGGAUCGCGCCCCCUCACAGAUCUUCCGGGAAGAGCAGGGGGCUUUCAAGGCGCAAGUGAGCACCAUGCUGACCGUCCUUCCCCCUCCGGAGCUGAAGUGUCAACCCCUGAAUGUGUCGGGGAAACACUUGACGGUACUAAAAGUUUUGAACGCAGCUUCGCAGGAGGAGCUCUCUGUGUGGGACGUGCGGAUCCUGCCCAAUUUCAACACAAGUUACCUUCCUAUGAUGCCAGAUGGGUCCGUCUUGCUGGUUGAUGAUGUCUGCCACCAGUCGGGGGAGGUGUCCAUGGGCUCCUUCUCCCGGGUGCCCUCAGCCACAGCCUCCUGCCCCUGCUCCCUGCGGGCCCUGGAGGAGCAGAACUUCUUAUUCCAGCUGCAGGCCCCCGAGCAGCCCCCGCCAGACAGCGCCAAGGAGGGCCUGGAAGUCCCUCUCAUCGCCGUGGUCCAGUGGUCAACCCCCAAGCUGCCUUUCACCUCCAGCAUCUACACCCACUACAGGCUCCCCAGCAUCCGCCUGGCCCGCCCCCGAUUUGUCAUGACAGCUGAGUGCGAGUCUCCGGUCGCCCUUCACCGCCGCUUCACCGUCACCUACACCCUCAUCAAUAACCUGCAGGACUUCCUGGCCGUGCGCCUGGUUUGGACUCCGGAGAGUGCGGCUGCUGGCAAGAAGCUGUCCUGCGAGGAACGGCGCGCCAUCCAGGAUGCCCAGGACGCCAUCGUCUGCCACACACCGCUCAACAACUUGGGGUUCUCCCGGAAGGGCAGCGCCCGUACUUUCUGUGUCACCUUCCAGGCACUGCGUGCCGGGUUGUACGAGCUCUCCCAGCACAUGAAGCUGAAGCUGCAGUUCACCGCCAGCGUCUCGAACCCACCUCCCGAGGCCCGGCCCGUCUCCCGCAAGAGCAGCCCAGGCAGCCCAGCUGUCCGGGAGCUGGUGGAGCGCCACCAGGCCAGUCUGGGCCGCUCGCAGAGCUUCUCCCACCAGCAGCCGGCCAGGGGCCACCUCAUGAGGUCAGGCAGCGUCAUGGAGCGCCGAGCAAUCACUCCCCCUGUGGGCUCCCCCGUGGGGCGCCCUCUCUACCUGCCCCCCGACAAGGCUGCUCUUUCCCUGGACAAGAUUGCCAAGCGGGAGUGCAAGGUGCUGGUGGUGGCCCCCAUCACGUGAUGUGAGGGGGAGACCACCCCCCUUUCCCUGCCCUCCUCAGAAAGGGAGAUGCUGCCUCCUGCCUUGCAAGAGAACAAACCUCCUGCCUCCCCCAAGCCCAAACCUGCAAACACCCCAGUGCUGCCCCCCAUGAAAUAAAAGCCGCGCAUGUGACCCCUCCAGGAAAAAUCUCAGCACACCCAAUAAAUGUGGGGGGACCUUCCACUUCUCCCUGGUGUUC
This is a messenger RNA of Lacerta agilis (Sand lizard), 1968 nucleotides long. RefSeq names its product microtubule associated protein 11 (gene TRAPPC14). Bases 18 to 1748 code for a protein of 576 amino acids. Lineage: Eukaryota; Metazoa; Chordata; Lepidosauria; Squamata; Lacertidae. Gene Ontology annotation, cellular component: TRAPPII protein complex. The record is from RefSeq and is a predicted model, not a curated record. Gene Ontology annotation, biological process: cilium assembly. Gene Ontology annotation, molecular function: alpha-tubulin binding. The transcript is spliced from 11 exons.